Mercenaria mercenaria is the source of this 990-nucleotide messenger RNA. RefSeq names its product leucine zipper protein 4-like. The record is from RefSeq and is a predicted model, not a curated record. The annotation marks the transcript as partial. The transcript is spliced from 3 exons. Lineage: Eukaryota; Metazoa; Mollusca; Bivalvia; Venerida; Veneridae.
AUGAAGUACUUAAUGAAGCAAGCAAAACUCCCUCCGAAAUAUUCAUACACAGAAGUAAAACAACGGCAGAAUGCACUACCUACAGUUCCUUCAUUAUCAGGUCCUUAUCACAGUGUGGUACCAUCAAAAGCACCUUCUGACUUUCAGUCAGAAAAGUCAUCUAGUCAGCCAGAGAUGUCAUCUAGUCAGCCAGAAAAGUCAUCUAGAAGUCAGUCAGAAAAGUCACCUGGUCAGUCAGAAAAGUCAUCUAGAAGUCAGUCAGAAAAGUCAUCUGGUCAGUCAGAGAAGUCAUCUAGUCAGUCAGAAAAGUCAUCUGGUCAGUCAGAAAAGUCAUCUAGAAGUCAGUCAGAAAAGUCAUCUGGUCAGUCAGAAAAGUCAUCUGGUCAGUCAGAGAAGUCAUCUGGUCAGUCAGAAAAGUCAUCUAGAAGUCAGUCAGAAAAGUCAUCUGGUCAGUCAGAAAAGUCAUCUGGUCAGUCAGAGAAGUCAUCUGGUCAGUCAGAAAAGUCAUCUGGUCAGUCAGAAAAGUCAUCUAGAAGUCAGUCAGAAAAGUCAUCUGGUGAGUCAGAAAAGUCAUCUAGAAGUCAGUCAGAAAAGUCAUCUGGUCAGUCAGAAAAGUCAUCUGGUCAGUCUGAAAAGUCAUCUGGUCAGUCAGAAAAGUCAUCUAGUCAGUCAGAAAAGUCAUCUGGUCAGUCAGAGGAGUCAUUUGUUCAGUCAGAAAAGUCAUCAAUGCCAACAUCCAGUCAGUCACACAGGUCACCGAGUCAUGACGGCAAGUCUUCUUCCAGGAAUUCAGAAAAGUCCUCUUCCUAUUUGCCAAGCAAUUCUGAGAAACGCAAAGAAUUCAGUUUAGCUGGACUAUAUUGUGAAAAAGUUUUGUUCAAGGAGGCCUUGUGUGUCUUAUUCCAGAGCGUUACUGGAGCCAAUUACCAUGAUGCAGAAAAAGAGUGUUUGGCGGUCCAGAAUGCAUCCAUGAUACAAGCCAUGAAAGAU